Protopolystoma xenopodis is the source of this 684-nucleotide messenger RNA. NCBI's taxonomy places the organism in Eukaryota, Metazoa, Platyhelminthes, Monogenea, Polystomatidea, Polystomatidae. The record is from the annotation of a GenBank genome assembly.
CUUUGCACUCUUGCUAUGACUGUCCCACUUGGUGCCUCCGAUACUGCCAAAGAAAGGGCCCUCAGUGACUAUCGCAGGAAACUUGUUGAACACAGAGACCUUGAUGCAAAAUUGAAAGAAGCCAGAGAAAAAUCCAAAGCAGUAACAAAAGAAUAUGACAAAGCGGAAAAUGACCUUAAAGCUCUCCAAAGUGUCGUUGGAGAUAUACUAAAACAGCUUACAGAAGAUCACUGUAAGUUACCUAUAUUUUGUCCAUCAUGGAUUCGGUUUAUAACUUAUUUUUUCCAUAUAGUUAUUGUUAAGGCAAGUAAUGGCCCUCGCUAUGUUGUUGGCUGCAGACGCAGCAUACAAAAAAGCAAGCUUAGGGCCGGUACACGUGUCGCAUUGGACAUGACAACACUAACAAUAAUGCGCCAACUUCCUCGAGAGGUUGAUCCUCUUGUAUAUAACAUGAGCGCUGAGGAUCCUGGAGCUGUUUCCUAUGCCUCCAUUGGUGGGCUAGGUGAACAAAUUAGAGAGUUGCGAGAGGUAAUUGAACUUCCUCUGAUGAACCCAGAUCUCUUUAAACGUGUUGGAAUUACUCCGCCUAAGGGGUGUCUACUCUUUGGACCCCCGGGAACAGGAAAGACUUUGCUCGCAAGAGCUGUUGCAUCUCAAUUGGACGCCAACUUUCUCAAGUAUUAA